CGAACGGUCGCUAGGAGUUCUCUUUUCUUUCUCUCGAUUCUCUCUCGCUUUCGUUCAUCCCGUUUGUGUUCUUGCGUGCGUGGUGUUCGUGUGGUUUCGUCUUUUUUCUCUUUUUUCCGUUUCUCGUUUUAUUUCGUGUGCAUCGGUUCUUUCGUUUGCGCUCGUAUCCAAUAAUCUCAAUCUCUCUCAAUCAUUUCAAUUUGGUUCGGACUUGUGCCUAUUUUCUUUUGACGAUUUCAAGGUUGGACAAAGUAUAAUCUUUCCAACUUUUUAUCAUAUUAUUGUAUAACGUUUGUUUGCUUAAAAGACUCGAUUACGUGUACUUGUUUCGACAUUUCAUAUCUGUUUACCAAAAAUGGCUAAAGUUUACGUCGGUAACCUUUCUUGGAACACAAACGAUGAUGGAUUGGCUCAAGCCUUUUCCGCUUUUGGUCAAUUGACCGAUUAUAUCGUCAUGAAAGAUCGUGAAACCGGUCGUUCUCGUGGUUUCGGUUUUGUUACAUACGGUACACAACAAGAAGCUGAUGCUGCAAUCGCCGGUCUCAACGAACAAGAGCUCGACGGUCGUCGCAUUCGUGUCAACAUGGCCAACUCUCGUCCCGUUGGUAUGGGUGCCGGUAUGGGCGCUGGAGGUUAUGGUGGCGGCUACGGUGGUGCAGGCAUGAACCCUCAAUCAUAUGGUGGUUAUGGUGCUCCUCAAGGCGGUUACGCAGGCGGCUACGGUGCUCAACAAGGUGCUUAUGGCGCUCAACAAGGCUUUGGAGGUCAACAAGGCUUCGGCGGUCAACAAGGUUUCGGUGGACCUCAAGGUUACGGAGCACCACAAGGCGGCUACGGAGGCAGCUUCCCACCACCACCACAAAACGGCUUCGGCGGUCAAGCAGCAGGCGGUUUCCCUGGUCAACAAGGCGGUGGUUACCCUGCUGGUGGACAAGCUGGUGGUUACCCAGGAUCUACUCAAGGUGGCGGUUACUAAAAAGCUCUCCUUUGACAUUUGAAUGAAUGCGAGUUCGGGACAAGGGAAGGCUUGCAAGCUAUCCUGUGUUCCACUCCAUCCUUCGUGUUUGAGCUGUCAAAAUUUAUAAUACUUUCCGUACCAUUCACAAAAAAAUCAUGUUGAAAUCAAGUUGAUUUAACUAACUUUUAAAAAUCACAACUUCAUCUUUUCUUUCCUCUUCUACUCGUGCGACAAUGCCGUCUGCACUGAACUUCAUACCAAUCUAUCAAUUUAACG
Molecule: messenger RNA, 1234 nt
Organism: Meira miltonrushii
Lineage: Eukaryota; Fungi; Basidiomycota; Exobasidiomycetes; Exobasidiales; Brachybasidiaceae
Product: RNA-binding domain-containing protein
Exons: 2
Coding region: 356-976 (206 amino acids)
Molecular function (GO): RNA binding
Source: RefSeq, a predicted model, not a curated record